AUGGGAAAGAUAACAGGAAAUAAGAAGAUAUAUAGAGUUGACCCUUUGGGCACAUCAUCAGAAGACAACAACAACAACAACAACAUUGAUGAAGAAAUACCAAUAAAUGCAAACAUCGAAGACGAUGAAACUGGAACUAUAUUAUAUAACCAAGUGAUCAGUCAGUCUAUCAAUGUUGGUGACGAUCCCCAACGACUGCUCACAAUGAUCGACGAUCAGAAUGUCAACCAACGCGACAUUGCCUUCCGCAUGUUGUGUGAGCUGAUCGCCGACGACACUGGCAACUUCAACACAAAGACUUUGAUGCAGCCGGACAACUUGACCAAGGUGAUCAGACGUGUGGUCGACCCUGAGCCCCAAGUAGCCGCAUUGGCCAUGGGUGCACUUCGCAACCUGACCAUCACCACCGAGGCAUCAGUCGAGAUGCUUCUCUCAUUGGACGUGCUCACGCCACUCCUCGCCAACUUUGACAAGUCACUCGCACUUCUCAUCUCUAUCCCCGGCAACAAGUACCGCGCCAAGGAAGGCCUCUUAGGUCAACACAUCCUACUCCAAUCAUUGGCACUAUUGACCAACCUUUGUGAGUUGUCAGACAAAGCAUUCGAGUUGAUCACAAAGGCAAUGAAUAACUUUAGUAAGUUGUUCAAUAUAUUGAUCGCUCAUGGUGAGUUCUUGCCAGAGUUGGUUUUCUUUGUUGGCGAGUUCCUCUCGAUCAUCACAGAGGACAACCCAACAUUGUGUUUGACUGUAGGCAACGAGCUGUUGAUGCAGCUGUUCCAAUGUGUCAGUGGCCAAUCCACCAUGUCGAUCAAGCUCAAGUCACUCAUCUCGAUCACGUUGCUCAACAUUGGUUCACAUUACAAUCGUGUCAAGGUCAGUGAGACCAUCACACCGGUGCUCUUGACCGCUUUCCAGUUCCAGCCACUGCCCGCCCUGAUGAUCAUCCAGCAGCGUCUCAAGCAGAUGGCCGAUGCCGCCAUCUCACAGGAACAGGAGGAGGAUGCUGCCGCCGCUGCUGCUGGCAACGACAUGACAAUGGAGGAUGAUGUGAAGGCUGCCUCCAUCCCUGCCCCCAAAGAGGAGGAAGGCGGUGACAACGAAGACGAGGACGACGAGAUGGAGAAAGAGAUCAAUGUCGAGGAGGUCAAGAAGAACAACGCAGCACAAGCAGAGUUGCUCAAGAUUGAGAAGGAGACCGAGCAGAUGAUCGAACAGUGGAAAGACUCACUGAGUGCACAGCAAUCAGCCAUCGAGAUCUUCACAAACAUCUUCUCAUCCGAUGAUGAUGCCAAUGCCGCUGGUCAGAGCACAACCGACAGUCCCUAUGACGAAGACGACAAGUUCCUGGACAUUGAAGACAUCCAAUCCGACACCAAAGAGCAAGAGAUAUCACCUCUGAUAAAAUACCUAGAGACUACAACCCUUUUGACAAACUUGAUGGAUUUCAUCGAGUCUGUGGAGUCACAUGACUUGACAGCAAUCGCCAGACAGGCCACCGAGAUGAUGUCAUUGAUCAUCACAUUGAAGACAGUGUAUUCAAGAGCAAUCACAUGUCUUUCCAACUUGUUGCUCUCAUUCACACCAUCAUCCAUUCAUUCACAACCAAAGCUGUGGCAACUCCUUCUAAAGAUUGCCUCACACCUCAUUCGACAAGGUGUCAUCUCACAAGCAAAGACAGAAGUAUCCCGACCCGACCCAAUCCUAAUCAAUCACCAACACAUCACAUAG
This is a messenger RNA of Acytostelium subglobosum LB1, 1728 nucleotides long. RefSeq lists its product as hypothetical. Lineage: Eukaryota; Evosea; Eumycetozoa; Acytosteliales; Acytosteliaceae. The record is from RefSeq and is a predicted model, not a curated record. Bases 1 to 1728 code for a protein of 575 amino acids. Gene Ontology annotation, biological process: ribosomal large subunit biogenesis; protein import into nucleus. The transcript has 4 exons.